Molecule: messenger RNA, 7858 nt
Organism: Nasonia vitripennis (jewel wasp)
Lineage: Eukaryota; Metazoa; Arthropoda; Insecta; Hymenoptera; Pteromalidae
Gene: wts
Product: serine/threonine-protein kinase Warts
Exons: 8
Coding region: 1312-4773 (1153 amino acids)
Biological process (GO): G1/S transition of mitotic cell cycle; regulation of organ growth; hippo signaling
Molecular function (GO): protein binding; protein serine/threonine kinase activity; ATP binding
Source: RefSeq, a predicted model, not a curated record
AACGUCGACGCAGUAGCAGCAGCCGCGAGAGAAGGACCUCGGCGCAUACCAGGCAAGCCGAGAGCUUAGCGCGCGCGAAACGAACAGAGACAGCAGCAGCUGCCUCGCGGAUUCUAGUGAGAGAGAGAGAGAGAGAGCGCGAGUGUGUAUCAGUGCUGCUGCUGCUGGCUGCUGCCUGGCUCGAGCGAGCGAGUGUAGUGUCAAGUCGGUCCCCAGGAAUGUGGCACUUCAAAAUGGCUGCCAGUUACUUUAGUAAUUUACGGCCGUAUCUCUCUUUGUUGUCGACCGUGUGAGAGAGGGAGAGAGAGAGAGAGAUAGAGAGAGAGAGAGAGAGAGAGGGAGAGCCCGAGAGCCGAGCAGCAGUGAACGCGCGAGCGACAGCUGCUACGCCGACCCCCAGGGCAGCCACCGAGAGCAGAGCGCACCUCAUCGCCAGGGCCGCGGCUCGCCAGCGGCUGCAGCCCACAGGCCCCUGUCUGUCGUCGUCCUCGCCAGACCAGAGAUUUCUCACACGCAAGCGCGCCCCCGGAGAGCGCGAGGUUACAUUCGCCUCUGCCCAGGACAAGAGCUGCGCUAACACGACGAUCUCUGCUCUCUGCUGGAUACGCGCACCACCUGCAGCGAGAGCUUCCUCUCGCGCGGAAUAUGCGCUCGCAAGUGCGGCCCUACGGCUAGCUCGGAUGGGAUCGACGUGAGGAUCGUGUCUGGAUUUUGGAGCAGGCCUACUGUUGCUCCAGGAAUCGAGGAGCUCGCGAGUCGAAGCGUCGACGGGGAAUGCGCGGGUGUUGUGGGCCCAGAGGCCGAGAGUCCGUUUGGCAAGUGGAGAAUACUGAGGGAGAUAGGUUAGUGUGUGCGUACAUGCCAGGACCAGCUGCUGUGUCUCGAUGGGCUUGCUCCUGAGCCUGAACCAUCGAUUGCUAGGCUGGAGGAUUAUCGCCAAGUUUGCCUGCAGUGAUGACAAUGGAUGGUGAGAGGGCUGCUACUGUUGCUUGUGACCAAUUGGUGCCAAGAUACUCCACUUGUACUAGUUUCUCACGAUUCCUUGUGCCUUGAUGAGCUUUUGCUGUGAACUCUGUGUUUCAAACCAUGUCAGCCAGUGCCUUGUGAAUAAGACUUCUGUUGUGUUGUUAUUGUUGUUCAGAAUACAUAUAAGAUGUUGAUUAUGAGUAUUAUAGUAUUAUAAGGUUACGCACCGUUUGAUACUGAACUUUCAAGAUUAUGAUCUGACUUAAAUGUGCCUUUUGCGCCAGUGGUGUAUUUAUGUUUUUGCCAAAUUAAAGCUAGGUCCCAAAGGGCCUAGCAUGGGCCACUAUGAAUCCACCUGCGGUCAGCAAGUCAAGCACGCGUGCCUCUGGAUACCAUCAGAAGGCAUUAGCUGAGAUCCGUAAUUCAUUGCUUCCAUUUGCGAAUAUUGGUGGUACAGGAGAAGUUGGAUCCAGCGCUGCUAGUACAAUAUCAACACUUUCUACUACUAGCGGUGUAAGUUCGGCUUCUGGUCUCAGUGGUCUAUCUGGUGCAUCUGGAUCAUUAGCAGAAAAGCCUGAUCAACGUCAGGCUAUAGCACAACUCGUGGGGAUGGGUUACACAGAGGAGUUGAGCCUACGGGCUCUGAAAAUGACGGGUUGGCGUCUGGAUGCUUCGGUGGACUACCUAAAGCAGGCUGCUGGUUGUCAUCAGGUUGACACUUCGAACCUCAACGGACUUAGCAAGCUCAAUACCAAGCUCAUUCGUAAACCGAGCCUGGAGCGCGAGCUCUCACUGCAGCGCGGUUCGCCGGCCCUUGACAGCGGAGCUGGUAGCUCCCGCUCUGACAGUCCUCGGUUACCCGCUGAAGCGACUGGCCUUAGUCCUCAUCAUCCUCAGCUUAGUAGGCAAUACUCGCCAAGUGGUUUCGUGGAGCGUGAGCCACCCCCGCCGCCACCGCCUAGGUGCAGCUCGACGCCACCGCCGCCGCCGCCGCCUCACGCGCCUUACAGUCCACCUAAUGUGCCCACUAAGAUGCAAGAGAUGUUGAAGCGUAUGUCACCCGCACCUGUUGUUCCCAGUAGGGCGCCUCUCGCUGCACCUGGUAGCAGUGGUUCCGCGUCGGGCUCGGUCAAUAUGCCACAAAGGGGCACCAGUCCCGUGUCUACGUCCAGCGCUAGUUCGGCAGGAAGACAACCUAUGAUUGUUCAAAAUGGACCACAGGUGCAACAGCAGCUGUCGCAGCAGAUGCAGGCGCUGAGCAUUUACCAGUCGAGCAACAGCGGCUCGUCAACGCAAGUGGAGCCUCCGCCGCCGUAUCCGAUCGUCUCGUCCUCUACGGCGGGGCCAGUGCAGCCUCCCUCGUAUAGUGCUUCGAUGCAAAACCGUCAAAGUCCGACGCAGUCUCAGCAAGAUUAUCGCAAAAGUCCAUCAUCGGGUAUUUACUCUGGCCCGACUUCCGCAGGUUCACCAAGUCCUAUAACUGUUUCUACUAUGUCACCGAGUAAUCAGUCCCAGUCGAUGGCGCGACCAACACCCCUUCAGGCUUGGGGUGCCCGUCAGGCCAAGACCCAGCCACCAAUUAUCAUGCAGUCAGUCAAGAGUACUCAAGUGCAGAAGCCCGUACUGCAGACUGCCAUUGCGCCCACCUCUCCGCAGCCUAUCUCGACGACGAGUAGUACACCGCCACCACCGCCCAGCUACGCUACUUCAAUACAACAGAAACAGCAAGCCCAGCAGCAAGCCCAGCAGCAGGCUCAACAGCAACAACAGCAACAACAACAGCAGCAGCAACAGGUUCAGCAACAACAACAGGUGCAGCAACAACCAUCGCCACCGGCGUAUCCACCUGUGGUGGGUAACAAUAGUGGAGGCUGUGGGACACCUGGUGCAUCCAUCAGCAUGGGGGUUCCGGUUGGUGUACCUACGACUGAGCCGCCGAGUUACGCGACAACGAUGCAGGCACUCGCGGCUCAAAGAAAUAUUCAUCAUCCUUUGCCACCGCCGCCGUACGGGGGACCUACGGGUGAUGAUGCAUGUGGGAUGGCCAUGGGUUCGACAGUGGAAAGUGGUUCAGCGCUUCGUUCCUCGCCCGUAGCACACCAUCCGCCUCUUCAACGCAAAUACUCACCAGCUCCCGUGCAAGUUAGCGACCAAGGUGGAGGCUGCCAGCAGCAUCCCUCGGAGACACCACCACUGCCACCCACAGCCUCGAGCUCAGUCUCGACUGGCCAACGUAAUAACAAUCAUCAGUCGCUGCCGGACGGCGACAAAAAGGCGAGUGCCGGCAAUGGGACCGGUGGACUUAAUCAGUACAAGAUUAAACAUCAGUCACCGAUACCCGAACGUAAGCACAUGAGCAAAGAAAAGGAAGAAGAACGCCGAGACUGCAAAGUGCGCAACUACUCGCCUCAAGCGUUCAAGUUUUUUAUGGAACAACACGUCGAGAACGUACUCAAGUCGCACAAACAGCGGCUGUAUCGGCGCUUCCAGCUUGAAACUGAAAUGCAGAAGAUUGGCCUGAGCGCUGAAGCUCAGUGUCAGAUGCGGAAGAUGCUUUCGCAAAAAGAGUCCAAUUAUAUAAGAUUGAAACGAGCCAAAAUGGACAAAUCUAUGUUUACGAAAAUCAAACCCAUCGGUGUAGGAGCUUUCGGCGAGGUGACGCUCGUGCGAAAAUUAGACACCAACCAGUACUAUGCAAUGAAAACGUUAAGAAAGGCCGAUGUGCUAAAUCGCAAUCAAGUGGCUCAUGUCAAAGCCGAGAGAGACAUUUUAGCCGAGGCAGAUAACGAAUGGGUCGUCAAGCUUUAUUACUCGUUCCAGGAUAAGGAUAAUCUAUACUUCGUUAUGGACUACAUACCUGGCGGUGAUCUUAUGUCACUGCUAAUUAAGCUUGGCAUAUUCAAGGAGUCGUUGGCUAGGUUUUACAUUGCCGAGUUGACUUGUGCCGUGGAAAGUGUUCAUAAAAUGGGUUUUAUUCAUCGGGACAUUAAACCAGACAAUAUACUGAUAGACAGAGAUGGACACAUCAAAUUAACUGACUUUGGACUUUGUACGGGCUUUCGCUGGACGCAUAAUUCGAAAUACUACCAGCAAAAUGGCCAUGGCAAGCAAGAUUCGAUGGACCCAUCCGAUGACUGGAACAACGAGUGUCGCUGUUUGCAACUGAAGCCAUUGGAGCGAAGAAGACAUAGAGAACAUCAGCGCUGUCUAGCUCACUCUUUGGUCGGUACUCCAAAUUACAUAGCACCUGAAGUCCUUCAACGCACCGGCUACACGCAACUUUGUGACUGGUGGAGCGUAGGCGUUAUAUUGUACGAAAUGUUGGUGGGUUCUCCACCAUUCCUGGCCAAUACUCCAGCGGAAACACAGUAUAAGGUUAUCAACUGGGAAACGACUCUUCACAUCCCAAAACAAGCUAACCUUUCUGCAGAGGGCAAGGAUCUGAUCUUGAAGUUAUGCGUUGGCGCAGACCGGCGACUAGGAAAGAACGCGGAUGAGGUCAAGUCGCAUCCAUUUUUCUCAAGUAUUGACUUCGAGAAGGGUCUGCGUCGCCAGGUUGCGCCACACAUACCUCGCAUCCAGUAUCCGACAGACACGAGUAAUUUUGAUCCCGUCGACCCAGAUAAACUCAGGAACUCUGAGUCCUCGGACUCGAACAAGUCCGACGAGCUGCUCGAUAACGGCAGACCCUACCAUGGCUUCUUUGAGUUCACAUUCAGACGUUUUUUUGAUGACGGCGGUGGCCCUGCAUAUCCUGGUCGAAUCAGUUUGGACGACAAUGACAAUCAGGGGCCGGUUUACGUAUGACAUUAGGCCUCCUGACGCGCGGUAUCGCACGUCGACAAUCGGGAUAAGUGCUGCAUGGUACAUAUAUGUUUUGUUGGUAUUUAGAGUUGUUGUUCAAGCGCAAGCAUGCGCCAAUUUUGAUCAACCCGGAGCUAGGACACUUUCGUUAAGUGUUCUAAGGUUGAGGUACUUUUUGUUGCGUUUGCAAAUUUGCGGAAAUUCGUUACUGAACUGUGAGAAAGAGUCGAGCAAUUUUAAAAGGUGCCUCAUAAAGACAAUAAUUUAGUCGUCGAGACUCGAUUAAUUUGACUAAAUUAGUUGAUCUUUUUUUACUGUACAUUUUAAAGAAUUCUAUUUUAGAUUCUAUUUAAACAAAUGAAAUUGUGAUUGAAACGAAUUUUAUUCUUAAAAAUUGGGUCUUGUAGAUUAUAUACUGGAUCCACAUAUUGCUUGGGAAUUAAUCGAAACAAACGAUUUAAGAUAAUUGUACAAUUUUAUCGAUUUCAAUGGAAUCGUCCAGCCUAGUGAUCGCGCGCGAAUACUCGUCAAAUUAGGAAAUAAAACAAAGAAGAGCAGAAAUGGAGAUUUAUUCACGUAUAUAAAGCAAAUGUAAUGCUAUUGACGCCCCUGGGAGAAAACUCAUAAGACUUGAAAAUACGGCCGGGUCCGGGCGUAUCGGCCGUCGGCGUUUGUCGGUGACGUACAUUUCUACAUUUUUCUUCAUAAAUACUUUAGCUUGCCAUUUUUUCAAUUAUUUGGAUCGGCUUUCAAGUACGGAGAAAGUACGCGUGUUUUUUUAGUAUGUUUCAGCAAGUACUGUGAUAUUGCAGAUAAUAGCAUAAUCUGGCUUACAUUAAUUAUAUUGUUUGUAUCUUUUCUGAACAAUUUAGACUUUAUUAAUGUUGGCAAUCGGGCCAAUAAUUUCGAGAGCAUCUAUGAACUAAUGUCAUUCGUUUUCUUUACAAUAACUAUUUGAAUCAUUAUCAAUCUUAUUUAACAUUUUUUUAUAUCAAAUGAUAAAUUCGCCCAUAAUUUUAUUAUAACAUAUAGUACCGUAUUAUUAUAUUUUUAAUAUUAUCAAUAAUAUCAUCAUUAUUACUAUUACAAUUAUUACCAUUGUCAUUUUCAUUUUUACUUCUCUCAUUUCAUCAUCGUAUUGUUAUUAUUCGUUUUUGUAUAAAUUUUGUGAAUGGAUGUAAUGUGUUCAUUGCAUAUUGCGUUAUGCAGCUUUUUUAACAUUUUCUUUAUCUCAUAAACGCCUACUUGCUCCGCACUAGACAAUAUAUAUUUAUUUGUGCGACGUUAAGAUUAACUUUAUUAGACCUCCUAUUAAGAUGUAUUUUCUGAUAAUCGAGAGGAAGGGAAGCAAGAGUCUUCAAUUUCUUUAUUUUUAGGUUAUUAAUAAAUUAUACCGUUGCAAUACCUUAUUUAUUUAUAUACAAAUUAUGUAAAAAGCAUUGAAGUAAUUGCAUGUUAAGCAUUAUCGAGUAGUAUUUUUGCUACUCUUAACGACGUUUUACUCUGAACAUACCCAGCAACAAAGAGCAUUAUUUAAAUCUGUUGUAGAGUGUUUUUAAGUGCGUACUUUCUCUCUUAUCGCGCUAUGAUUCACAUGUGCUUCUUUGUUGGCUAAUUUUUUUAAUUAUCAGUCUUUUAUUAAAGCGUAUUCAGUGUAAUCACGUACUAUGUGUACAUGAAAUGUACACUGCCAAAAAUCGGCCGUAAAAAAUCGCAAAAUACAAAGUCAAAAAGUAAAACCUUUAUGCGUGUGUGUGCCUAGCGGAAAACGCGUUGAAGUGCCUUAAAUCCUUUUGUACUGAGACGUCACACGCUAUGUUUUAGAUAAAAAAUUUAGAUUUCUUAUUUUCGAUAUUAAUUGGUUUAUAUAAACCCCCGAAACGCUCUUGUGGUAAAAGAAAACGAAGAAAAAGAGAUAUCGAAUUUUUAUCAUUUGUAUGUACUAUGUACAAAAAGAAAAGAAAUGGAGUACUCUAUACAUAUAAAUAUAUUAUAUUAAAUAUCUAUACAUAAACUUGCGUAAAUGUGCGAGAAUGCAAAAAAAAAUUAUAAUUUGUUCGGAAGCAUGAGAUUUAUUAUAUUUGUGCUGCUUGAAUCAAGGUAUACAUAAUAAACAAACAGAAAGGUGCGAAUCGCUAAUUAAUGUAGACAAAUCGUGCAACCGUUGACUAUUUAGUGUCGAUUAAUAAUUUUUAAGCAUCCCCACGUAACUAGUAAACGUUAUAUGAUGAUGGUCCGGUGAAGAUAAGUGCAUAACAGCGGACGCGCCGAAUCUGACUCGACACAGUCCGUCAAUAUACCGUCGUCAUAGGACCUGCAUUUACAUUGUUCGAUCAAUCCAGUGCCAAGACUGUCUGGCGAAUUUAGAGAUUCUUAUUCGAUUUGUUCUACAAGGAGGGAAUGGGCCACGUUCUCAGAACUGCAUCGAGAACGUCCUGCCUUUGCAGGAGGAUAAGUUAAUGAUUAAAUAAAUAACGAACAAAUGCCGUAGCUGCCUUGCGAGCGAAUCGAGAUUUCGUAGCUUAUUUUUUAAUUCGUCGAUACGUUAUGCGCUACGAAGUUAAGAACUCGCGUCGCCUAACAAUAAAAAUGUUCAAACAAAGCAGAGAAGCGCAUCGAGCUUUUUUUGUUAACCAAGUGUCAUAGCGAAAGCGAUGUCAGGUGUUUCGAUCGACGAGACAUUUCUCGUGCACUUUUAUCUUAUAUUUUUAGAAGCGACGCUUGAUACGUUGAACUGUUUUGUUUCUGCAAAUUUCGCCGAGAACAUAAAUGAAUGAUGAAUAUAUAAAAUGCGGGAGUGAUAGUAUAAAUAAAGAGUGAGAGUGAGAUCUGUUUUAUGAUACACAAUAAAUUAACUGAGAAAAAAAGGCAAAAGAAAUCGAUACGUUGUUGCGAAGCGAAAAGUCGAUUCAAUCUACGUGUACAUUUUGUAAUAUCUUCUUCCUAAUUGUAAUUAACGCAAAAUAAACGGUAGCGAGAGAUUAGCGAGGAUUAAGUUUAGUUUUAUAAGGCACUAUAAUAUAUUACCGAACUUGUGUAAAUAUUUUGGAUGAGUGUUCUAAAUUAAAAGUAUGUUCAAUGCUUAAAA